Messenger RNA from Nicotiana attenuata, 1653 nucleotides. RefSeq lists its product as uncharacterized. Lineage: Eukaryota; Viridiplantae; Streptophyta; Magnoliopsida; Solanales; Solanaceae. Bases 1 to 1653 code for a protein of 550 amino acids. The record is from RefSeq and is a predicted model, not a curated record. The transcript has 8 exons.
AUGCUCACAUGCAUUGAGUUUGACAAGCAAAUACCAGAAGUUGGGUCUAUAGUGGAUAGAGAACUUGAAGACAAGGGAGGCUAUCAGAGACUAGUUGGAAGGUUGUUAUACUUAACCAUGACAAGGCCUGACAUUGCCUUUGGAGUUCAAGUGCUAAGUCAGUAUAUGCAUGCACCUAAGGUGUCUCACAUGGAAGCUGCUCAAAGAGUAGUGAGAUACAUAAAAACUGCCCCUGGACUUGGACUGUUUAUGUCUGCAAAAGCAAGCAAAUCUCUAGUUGUGUCCAGGAGCUCUGCUGAAGCUGAAUUUCGAAGUAUGGCCUCUAUUGUAGCUGAAGUGAUGUGGAUAACAGGACUUUUUAAGGAGUUGGUAACUGAACUAGUUCAGCCUAUACAGUUGCAUUGUGACAGUAAGGCUGCUAUACAAAUUGCAACUCAUCCUAUCUUCCAUGCACGAACCAAGCACAUUGACAUUGAUUGUCAUUUUGAGCAAUACCAACAGAUUUUGCAUUUGCAAAACAAGGAUAAGGAAGUUGAACAAGUUGUCAAUGAUGUCACUGCAGGAACAACAGAGAAGUAUGAUGAAAUACCAGAAAAUGCUAGGAGUAAAGUUUAUUUACCAACAGGAGAACAAGUGUCUACUACUCAUACUGGUAUUGGUUCUUUCUUCAAAAAUAAGAGGGAACUCUCAAGUGGGAAGGUGUUGGGGAUUGGUAAGGGAGAGUUGGGUAUGUAUAUUCUCAAGGAAGAAGACAGAGCAAUACUUCAUCACCAAGGAACUCAUUCCAAUUCACAUACCAUUCCAGGUGACACCAACAAAUGUAGUAAUCUAGCAAAUAGUAAGGCUUGUGAUGUAUCUUCUUUGUGGCAUCAAAUAUUAGGACAUGCUCCUUUAAAGGUUUUGAGAUCUGUAGAUGCUUUACAUAAUAUGCAACUGAAGGAACAUCAUUGUACUGUGUGUCCUAUUGCUAAGCAAUCAAGAUUACCUUUCCCUACUAGCUCUCCUUGCUCUAAUUAUAUCUUUGAUAUUGUGCAUGAUACAGUUGAGGUAAUCAAAAGCUUUAUAGCAGUGGUUUCAACACAGUUUGAUCACAAACUCAAAUGUCUAAGAACAGACAAUGGCACAGAGUUCUUUAAUGACCAAAUGAAGAAGGGAGACAAAUUCUGUCCCAAAGCAAUUCCAGUUGUUCACAUGGGGGACAUAAUGUACAAAGAAGAAGUGUUCCCUUUUAAGCAUAUGACUUCUGGUGCUUCUCCGUUAUUUCUUGUCUUAGAGUUUGUAGAACAACCUCCACAACCAGUUGUUGACCUUGAUGAUGUUGAGUAUCCUGCAACCUCACCUAGCCAGUAUUCUGCAGCUUCACCUAGCCAACACUCUACUGAUUCUUUUUGCUUCAUCUCAGCUCCUCUAGAUCUUGGCCAGCCUAUUCUAUCUUCACCAAUCUCUACUCAUGUCGCAGUUGGUGAACCUUCUGUUCCUUCUAUAGCACUCAGAAAAUCAUCAAGGACUACCAAACCAGCUGUGUGGCUAGCUGAUUAUGUGGUUCCACCAGCUAAGUCUGCAUAUCCUAUAUCAAACUAUGUGGCCUAUUAUAAGCUGUCCUCUGCCUAUAGAGCUUCUCUUGCUGCAUUUUCAGCUAUUGUGGAACCCUAA